CACAGCAGUGCCUGAGCAGGAAUGGAGAGGGGCCAUGACUCACAAGACCCUGCAAGGUCACUUUAAGGAGGACUGUCCAGCUGCAGCAAGACACUAGAACACCCACCAGACCCGGUAGGGCUGGACUCUACAGGCAGGAAGUGAAACCACAGCGCUUCAGAAAAAGAGUGGGACUGGGACAAGCCUAGCAAAGAGGCUGAGCAUGAAUCCACCCAUCAGACACCCGAUGAAUGCUAUGUAUCCAGGCAUAUUCUACUUCCACUUUAGAAACCUACGGAAAGCCUACGGUCGGAACGAAACCUGGCUGUGCUUCACAGUGGAAGGUAUAAUGAAUGGCUCAACUGUGUCCAGGAAGAGCGGCGUCUUCCGAAACCAGGUGGGUUCUGAUCCCUCCUGUCAUGCAGAAAUGUGCUUCCUCUCAUGGUUCCGCCACAACAUGCUGUCUCCUAACAAGGACUACGAGGUCACCUGGUACGCCUCUUGGAGCCCUUGCCCAGAGUGUGCAGGGCAGGUGGCCGAGUUCCUGGCCAGGCACAGGAACGUGAGGCUCACCAUCUUCACUGCCCGCCUCUACUACUUCUGGAAUCCAGAUUUCCAGCAGGGGCUCCGCAGGCUGAGUCAGGAAGGGGCCUCCGUGCUGAUCAUGGACUAUGAAGAUUUUGAAUAUUGUUGGGAUAACUUUGUGUACAAUGACGGUCAGACGUUCAAGCCUUGGAAGAGACUGCAAGACAACUCUCUAUCCUUGCACAUCACGCUGCAGGAGAUUCUCCAGUGAAGGGUCUCCCCGGGCCUCCCGGUCUGGCUGCUCUAGCCUCCUGCUCUUCCUGCGAGGGC
This is a messenger RNA of Saimiri boliviensis boliviensis (Bolivian squirrel monkey), 834 nucleotides long. It is a transcript of the gene APOBEC3C, whose product is annotated as apolipoprotein B mRNA editing enzyme catalytic subunit 3C. Gene Ontology annotation, biological process: DNA cytosine deamination; negative regulation of single stranded viral RNA replication via double stranded DNA intermediate; defense response to virus. Lineage: Eukaryota; Metazoa; Chordata; Mammalia; Primates; Cebidae. The record is from RefSeq and is a predicted model, not a curated record. Gene Ontology annotation, cellular component: nucleus; P-body; cytoplasm. Gene Ontology annotation, molecular function: cytidine deaminase activity; RNA binding; zinc ion binding.